Messenger RNA from Zea mays, 563 nucleotides. RefSeq names its product serine/threonine-protein phosphatase 7 long form homolog. Bases 165 to 563 code for a protein of 132 amino acids. The record is from RefSeq and is a predicted model, not a curated record. Gene Ontology annotation, biological process: meristem development; meristem maintenance. The transcript has 4 exons. Lineage: Eukaryota; Viridiplantae; Streptophyta; Magnoliopsida; Poales; Poaceae.
UCGGGCGACCCAGAGAGUUUCCUCCUCGUGAGUGGUUCGUGGUAGCCGGACAUCGGCUUAAGCCCACGGCUGCUUACCGCUGGGACCAGGUCGAGGAGCCAUUCACACGACACCAGCGUGCUUACGUGGAGUACUCAAACGAGCUCGACGCACUUACUCCUUCGAUGGUGACUUGGCAACCGUAUCUUGAUCCAUAUUUCGCCAGCAUACAGUUGAGCAGCAUGUGCUCAAUAGACGAGAACCUCUACCUCAUGAGGUGUCCCCUCAUCUGUUUUUAUGCUGUUGAGUACCACUUGCCCCACAGAGUUGCUCGACAGUUCGGAUUGCGCCAGGAGUUUCCGGUGGAGCCAUUCUCGACUUCAAUAGAACUUCAUAAGUUCGACAGACAGAGACAGAAGAAGGUCAUGGACUUCGAGACGCACCAUCGUGAUUACAUUGAUGAAUGGGAACAACAGGGGGAUCUUAACUAUGAGAAUGACCAGGCGCACACAAACUACAACUUUCGGAGUUGGACCAUCUACAGCAGGACUGAGCUCUUCGCGAUCGACGCGGGACACGUUUGA